Diabrotica virgifera virgifera (western corn rootworm) is the source of this 2391-nucleotide messenger RNA. RefSeq names its product putative inorganic phosphate cotransporter. The transcript is spliced from 11 exons. The record is from RefSeq and is a predicted model, not a curated record. Gene Ontology annotation, cellular component: plasma membrane. Gene Ontology annotation, biological process: monoatomic anion transport; transmembrane transport. The coding region runs from base 329 to 1831 and encodes 500 amino acids. Gene Ontology annotation, molecular function: transmembrane transporter activity. NCBI's taxonomy places the organism in Eukaryota, Metazoa, Arthropoda, Insecta, Coleoptera, Chrysomelidae.
UAUAAUUGAUUUUGUUUAUCGAAGUGACGACUGCUCACUAUUAAAAUUAUUUAAAUUAAAAUUCCUUUUAUAAAGUUUUAGAUAAAAUCAAUGUGAUGUGAAAAAAGUGCCUCUUAUGCGUCUACAAAAUGAACACUUGAUACUAAUCGAGAUCGCCAAUAAUUUUGAUUUCCAACGUAAGUGAUCUACAUAAUCCAGGGUAAUAAGGUUUUUUCCAUGAAACUUCCACAGCCAGGGUACUGAAACGUUUUUUCGACAGUUCAAAUAGCCAAUUAACGAACCUAAUUCGCACAUCUCCUAGUUGUGAGUAGUCUUUCGUGGCAACAAGAUGGUAGAAACUAAGUACCCCGAAACAAAAGGUCAACAGCACAAAGUUGGAGAUGAUCAAGUAAACGAAUCCGAAUAUUGGAAUAGUAGUGCCAAAAUAAUUCCUGAAGAUGAAAAUACAGAAAAUGCUACUAGCACAAAUAAAGUUCCAGGAUUCGGAUAUAGACAUAUACAAAUAGGAUUAUUAUUUUUAAUGCUUGCCAUUGGUUACGCCAUGAGAGUAAAUUUAUCGGUAGGCAUCGUUGCGAUGACUAAUGGAACCACAACAGAAAAUCCUGAUGUACCGUGGUACGAAUGGAAAAAUAAAAGUGUAGUUCUUUCUUCGUUUUUCUGGGGCUACAUUUGUUUGCAAAUAUUUGCUGGACAACUUGGUCAAACUUAUGGUACUAAAUGGUUGGCUUUCGUUUCAAUGGCCGUCAAUUCAACAGCUUGUUUCAUUAUCCCAUUCAUGGCUGAAUGGCUGGGAUCUUCUGGAGUUAUAGCAUGUCGUGUGGUACAAGGAUUAUCACAGGGUUUCUUUUUCCCUUCGGUGCAUAAUAUUUUGGGAAAAUGGGCCCCAUUGGAAGAGAGAGCGUUUCUUUCGAUGAUAGCUUUUGCAGGACCAUCAUUCGGUACAAUUGUGUCACUAAUUGCUAGCGGAGCAAUAGCAUCUUCUUGGGCAGGGUGGCCGUAUGCAUUCUACAUAUUUGGAGGGCUGGGUUAUGUUUGGAUGCUACCGUGGGCAUUCCUUGCAGCGAAUACCCCUGCCUUACAUCCGAAUAUAUCCAAAGCAGAAAAAGAUUAUAUAGAAAAUAGUCUUAGUGUUAAGACGCAAGUGGUUGCGCCUACACCUUGGAAGGAUAUAUUUACCUCCGUACCUGUAUGGGCUUUUGUUAUUACUAUGUUUGGCCAAAAUUGGGGUUACUCGACACUACUGACAGAGAUACCAAACUACUUGAGCAAUAUUAUGCAUUUUGAAAUGAAGUCGAACAGUCUUUUAUCAGCUGCACCAUAUGCAACUAGCUUCUUAUUAAGUUUUGUAUUUGGAGCUAUCUCAGAUUUCUUAAUUAAUAGAAGAUACUUUUCAAGAGUAUUUGCACGAAAAUUUUUUAACACAGUUGGAAUACUUGGUCCUGCGAUUGCAUUAGUAGUUCUGAGUUUUCUUCCAGACUCCCAAAGUACUCUCAGCAUUAUCAUGUUGGUCAUUGCUGUAGGUAUAAAUUCUGCAGCUUUUGUAGGAUUCCAAAUUAAUCCUGUUGAUUUGGCACCCAAGUACUCAGGAGUACUCAUGGGUAUUGGCAACGGAUCUUCCAAUAUAUGCUCAAUUCUAGCUCCCUUAGCUGUUCAAUUUGUGGUUGUUCCUGAGACUGAUAAAUCGCUUUGGAGGAUAAUUUUUAUCGUAGCAGCCUGUGUCUACACUGCAGCCGCCAUUAUUUUUAUCAUCUUUGGGUCAGCCGAAGUUCAACCUUGGAAUGACAAAGAGCAGAACAACGAAAAAGAAGAAAAAAAUAAAGAAAAAGUCUGAACAAUCAAAAUUAACGAUUGAACAUCUUUAGUUCACUUCAAUGGUACUAAAAGUGUAUCUGUGAUAUAUUUUAAUUUUUCUUUGCACGAGAUAAAAAGUUUAUAGAAGCAUACUGGUAACUCAGUAGCAAACAAUAUUACCAGCAAAAUAAUAAAAUUUGAAAGAUAUAUAAAAUUAUUUGUUAUAUUUUAUUUUUAAAUAUUGUUUUAUUUUUUAAAAUACCAACUGUACUAACUGAAAAUAUUUUUAUUAAAAUACGAUCAAAAUUAUUUUAGUUUUAUAUUGUUUUUACUCUAUUUGUUAUUUUUUGGAUUUAUUGGCCAUGUAUUGUUCUUUUUAAAUUGUUUUUGUCCUUACGGAGUACUUUUGUGUUUGCUUAACUGUAAAUACAUGUGCAAUAAAUACAAUACGUCCAUUGUGAAAACCAAGAUUUUAUUUAAUGUGGAAAAAGAUUGUUUAAUUUUUAAUUGUUUAAAAGUCUUGAAGUGUAUUAUAUAUUGUUUUCUUUUAAAUUCUUUAAACUAUGAUUAGUUUUUAGGAAAUAUAUGUUUUGUAAUAUU